Alternaria arbusti is the source of this 1026-nucleotide messenger RNA. RefSeq lists its product as uncharacterized. Gene Ontology annotation, molecular function: hydrolase activity, acting on ester bonds. NCBI's taxonomy places the organism in Eukaryota, Fungi, Ascomycota, Dothideomycetes, Pleosporales, Pleosporaceae. The record is from RefSeq and is a predicted model, not a curated record. The transcript has a single exon. The coding region runs from base 1 to 1026 and encodes 341 amino acids.
AUGAAGCUCACCGCGAGUUCAAGCGUCGUCUUGACACUGUUUGUGCAUGCAAAUGCUGCCCCCACGCAUCCGAAGCAGAAACAAAGCUCUUUUAAAUCGCAUUCCACAGAAUCUCUGAUAGCCUUUGGGGAUAGCUACACAUACGUGCAGGGUACCCUCGGCCAUCAAAACUACACCUUCAUUGGCGAUGAAUUCAACUUCUCUUUUACGCCCGCACAGCUCUUCUCGAAUCGUAUCGUGCAGAACCUUACGGGAACGGCAGAAGGUGGCCCUAAUUGGGUGGAGCUUUUGACUGGAUGUGGUGUCGAGGAUGGUUUGCACAAUCCAAGAGAGUGCGACGUUCAGCUUUGGGACUUUGCAUAUGCUGGCGCGAACACUAUCGAGGAAGCUGGAUUCACACCCCUUCAUCACAACCAUACUGUCUCACUCGAACGGCAGAUCGAACAGUUUGCCUCCUACGGCAAUCCAGCUCUCGAAUCUAUUCAUCUCAACAAGAAGAAAGCGCUCGUAGCGAUAUGGAUCGGCAUCAACGACAUCAAUGACCUUGUAUCCACCCAAGGCAAGAACGCAUCCUUUGCACCACUCUACGAGAAGAUCCAGGACCGAGUUUUUGAGAACGUGGAGAAGAUCUAUGAGCUUGGCUACAAGGACUUCCUCUUCAUGAAUCUACCGCCUCUGGAUCGUGGACCAGGCACGCCCAAUGUCAACGCGUCGCUCGUUGCUUCUUUCAACACGAUCCACGCUGCACAUGCCAACGACUUUCAGUCCAAUCAUAAGGACGUGAAGGUGCUUCAGUUCGACGUGAAUAGUGUUUUGAACUACGUUUUGGAUCAUUACCAAGACUACGGGUUCAAAAACGUCACCGACUACUGCCCUGGAUAUAAUCAGCCAGAUAUCCUAACAAACCCAAGUCAGUAUGGAUGCACGGACUUGGAUACGUACUUUUGGUACAAUUCAGGGCACCUGACGAGCCGAACCCAUGAAGUCAUGACUAAGGCAUUGAAGAGAUGGUUGCUAAAGCAGUAA